AUGGGGAACGACCUUGGUAAGGCAUUGCAAGGAGCCGCUGAUGCCGUCAACAGCAGCUCAGGACAGCAAGGCCAGCAAGGCCAAUUGCCGUUCCCGAAUGCAUGGCCGAUCGGCGUGAACCCUGCAUUCCCGCCCCCAGCACCAGCACCACCCCAGCAGCAGUGGGAUCCAAAUGCCCAGUGGUCCACUACGAAGGGCCAGACAAACUGGGAUCCCAAUGCCCAGAACAAGAAGCAAUCAUGGGCGAAGAAAACGUGGGAUGACAAGUCAUGGCAGGGCUACAAGAAGGGCGGCUCCAAUGAGGGCGGGUCCAAUGAUCACGGCUCGGGAUCUGGUGGAUCUGGCGGCAGCAGCGAGUACCUGCGAGCAUGUAAGGCCUGCGGUCGAGCAGGUUAUCUUCGGAAUGGCCUAUGCCUGAACGAAGAAUGCGCCUUGAGCAUCUGGGGGCAGGAGACGGCAAGUGUCGGAAAGCGGCUCCAUGCAUGGGGCAACAAGGAGAGCGUGGAGGAUCUUGGAAAAAAGGUGCAUGGUGCCAGGACGAGACCUACCACCAGGGGAACCAAAGGCCAGAGGCACCGCUCGUGGUGGAUGCAGAAAUCGCCGGAAGAACAACGGAUGAUCAAAAUCGAACAGUUCGAGAAGAAGAGGAAGGAGAUGCCCGGCGAUGACGAUCAUAAGGACAAUGAUGGUUCCGGCGAUGGCGAUGCUAAGCUGGGGCCCGUACCCCUGCCUGCGGGCAGUUGGGUGCUGUAG
Symbiodinium sp. CCMP2592 is the source of this 753-nucleotide messenger RNA. Lineage: Eukaryota; Dinophyceae; Suessiales; Symbiodiniaceae. The record is from the annotation of a GenBank genome assembly.